AAAUAUAUACAUAGGUACUGUUAAUUAUAAUGUUAAAAUCUUUAUAUUCAUGAAAAAUGUUUUACAAAACUUAUUCUUUUGUUUUAAUUUUUAUGUGUUUUUUUCUUGAAGAUAUUUUAGCUAAUAUACUUUUCAGUCACAAAGAUGGAAUACCAUAUUAUUAUGUAAAAAAGGAUAGUACUGAAGAAUUUGGAAAUCUUCAUAUGACUUUUGUAAAUGUGAACAAAAUUUUUGCAGAAAUUUGUACGAAUCGUAAAAAUUUUUUUAGAUGUUAUGAUGAAGGAAAAGAAAAAAUUCUUAAAUUUACGUUUGAAGAAGAUUGUAUCGUAUUAGAGCACAAAUUAGCAUUAUAUUAUUUCCCAUACGACAAAAAUGGUGUUAAAAAAUUGGAAUCAUUUAUAGAAGAGUUAGACGACAAUGUUGAAUUCAAAGUACUUAAAAUGCAUAAGAGUUAUAUUGCUAAUGAUACAAGUUUGGUAAAUGAUUCGAUUUAUGAUGAAGAAAUAAAAGUUCAACUAGGAAAUAUCCAAAACUCGUCUUUAUGGAAUUAUGUCAAAAAGGAUCUCGUUAAAUUGGAAUCUAAUGAAAAUUCUUAUACAACACUUGAAGAUUUUAUUAACAAUUCAAUAACAUACGGAAAAACUCUUCAAUUUGUAAUUAAACACGCGGUAGAAAAAAUUAUCUAUGAUCGAACUACAAAAUAUGCGCUUUUGCUAGUUACAUAUGCCUAUGAGGCUCAAUUAAUUAAUUUUUUCCCACAAUAUUAUUGGGAAACAUUUUUAAAAGUUUGUGAAAAAUUAAGAAUAGCUCAAUUUACUUUCAUGGAUUACGAUGAGUUAAGUAGCUAUUUGGAGUAUUUGAAUCGUGAAAAACAUGAUGAAAAGAGAAGAAUGUAUAAAUUAAAAGUACUGAUAAAGGAAUUCGCAAGCCAUUUCUUUACACCCGAAGAAUUGACAGAAUAUAAUUUUGAAGUGUCUAAAGAUUCAAAAUCCAAUGAUUCAAAUACACAUAUAUUACCACAAGAUGUAAUUAAUAUAUUAUUUAAUGGAUUUCCCGAACCUCACGGAGAUGUCAAGUCGUACGAUUUUCAUCUUAUACCAAAAUCACUAGAUGAAAUAAUGGAAAAGUUAGAGAUUAUUUUUAGCUUAAUUCACGCAGAAUAUAAUUUAAUUCUGAAAAUAGAAUAUAAUAAUGUUUGAUAAGUACAAUACGUAGAGUAUACUGAUAUUCGUAUAUGUAUAUUUUUCCACUAAAAACUUUUAUAAUAAUUUAAGCAGAAUAAAAAAAAGAAUAGAAAAAACACACUAAUAUUUUUUUAAUUAAAUAAUUAAUUUAGAUAAUUUAUAAAAUAAAUCAUUUUUUAAAGAAAUUAAUUUAUUAACAAAUUGAUAUGAAAUAUUAUAUAUGA
Messenger RNA from Daktulosphaira vitifoliae (grape phylloxera), 1408 nucleotides. RefSeq lists its product as uncharacterized. The transcript is spliced from 8 exons. Bases 57 to 1199 code for a protein of 380 amino acids. Lineage: Eukaryota; Metazoa; Arthropoda; Insecta; Hemiptera; Phylloxeridae. The record is from RefSeq and is a predicted model, not a curated record.